AUGGCGAACGGAGUGGUCCAUAUUUUCAAAGAAGAGCGCUGUCCCUCUGGUCACACUGAGGACGAAUGCCUUCCAAACUUUACUUGGCCGACCGCGCUUUCGGAUAUGUUCAACUACACACCCAACGGCACCUGGGACUCGGACGCAGAGCCAAUGUCGCCCAUCAUCCCUAUAAUUGUGGCUGUGUACUCCGUGGUGUUCGUGGUAGGCUUGGUGGGAAACUGCCUGGUCAUGUUUGUAAUUAUAAGAUACACCAAAAUGAAGACUGCCACAAACAUCUAUAUCUUUAAUCUGGCCGUAGCCGACGCCCUGGUCACCACAACCAUGCCGUUCCAGAGCACAGACUACCUGCUCAACUCGUGGCCUUUCGGAGAAGUGGCCUGCAAAGUCUUCAUCUCCAUCGACUACUACAACAUGUUCACCAGCAUCUUCACCCUCACCAUGAUGAGUGUGGACCGCUACGUGGCCGUGUGUCACCCCGUCAAGGCGCUGGACUUCCGGACGCCGCUGAAAGCCAAAAUCAUCAACGUGGUCAUAUGGGUUUUGUCGUCCGGAGCCGGGAUCCCCGCCAUGAUCCUGGGCAGCACUCAGACCAACAACGGUACUACUGAGUGCGCCCUGCAGUUCCCUGACCCUUACUCCUACUGGGACACCCUGAUGAAGAUUUGCGUCUUCAUUUUUGGUUUCGUCGCCCCCGUCAUCAUCAUCACCGUCUGCUACACGCUCAUGGUCCUCCGCCUCAAGAGCGUCCGCCUUCUCUCUGGCUCCCGCGAAAAAGACCGCAACCUCCGGCGAAUCACGCGCCUGGUCCUCGUGGUGGUGGCUGUGUUCGUCAUUUGCUGGACUCCCAUUCAUAUUUUCAUUCUGAUCAAAGCUAUUCACGCAGACAUCCCGGAGACCACGGCGGUGACGGCUGCAUACUUUUUCUGCGUGGCGCUGGGCUACACCAAUAGCUCCCUCAAUCCAAUUCUGUAUGCAUUUUUGGAUGAGAAUUUCAAAAGAUGCUUCAGGGAUUUUUGUUGCCACGGCGGACGAGGAAAGGGGGACCUCCAUGGGGUGAGUAAAGUCCGAAGCACCCUCAGAGACCACUCCUGUCCCGGAAGCAGGAGGGAAGGCAGCAGGCAGCCCAGGCCCGUAUGA
This is a messenger RNA of Knipowitschia caucasica, 1140 nucleotides long. NCBI's taxonomy places the organism in Eukaryota, Metazoa, Chordata, Actinopteri, Gobiiformes, Gobiidae. The record is from the annotation of a GenBank genome assembly.